Molecule: messenger RNA, 999 nt
Organism: Ylistrum balloti
Lineage: Eukaryota; Metazoa; Mollusca; Bivalvia; Pectinida; Pectinidae
Product: voltage-dependent calcium channel gamma-5 subunit-like
Exons: 5
Coding region: 1-999 (332 amino acids)
Biological process (GO): calcium ion transport; postsynaptic neurotransmitter receptor diffusion trapping; neurotransmitter receptor internalization
Cellular component (GO): AMPA glutamate receptor complex; postsynaptic density membrane
Molecular function (GO): channel regulator activity; voltage-gated calcium channel activity
Source: RefSeq, a predicted model, not a curated record
AUGGAUUGCUGCAGCAAGAAACGGUUGUUGAUGAUAAUGACCAGUGCUUGUGCGUGUGCCGCCUUUGGCUUGCUGUCCAUCGCCGUAGCCACGGAUUACUGGCUCUUUACUAUGGAUCUACAGAAAGAUACUAGCAAUGGGUCCGUGUAUGAUCACUUUUGGUCGGGCCUUUGGCGGAAGUGCAGAAUAACUGGUAAGCCGAUUAACCACAUGAACUGUGAGUACAUCCGGUAUUUUACAAUGAAUGACGACAGGGAUGGAUUGCCUCAGACAGACGCUAUACUGUUAACGAUGAGAAGAUCCACAUGGUUUCCACUAGCAAGUCUCCUUAUUCUAUUGAUAGGAACUAUUAUAUGUUUCGUUGGUCAUUGCAAUUCAGGAAGAAAAAACCUUACCUUUGUCUGUGGAAUUUUAUUUGUACUAGCAGGUUUGUGUACGCUUGUUGGAAUUAUACUUUACAUAGGCAGCAUUACAGAGGAGGUUGGGAAUAAAGGCAAAGGCAACUCCAUGGAAGAUCCAAAAUUUAAAUAUUUUUACGGAUCGUCAUUUAUGAUGGCUGUUUCGUCGUUUGCAUUGACAGAGUUGUCGGGUGUAUUUUCUGUGUACCUGUAUAUAACGCGCUAUAAACACUCACAACGAAAGAAACUGCAGCAAAUGUUAAAGAGCGAACAAAACGAUAGAGGAAAUAGAUGGCGUUAUAGGAAAUCUCCGUCUCAGUCACGAGAUCGGUCACAGUCCCGGGACCGCUCCGGCGAUCCUUCUCUCAGUCGCUCCGAGAGUUAUUACACCUACACACCAAUAUCGGAAACUACUUCUCAUGAACUUUCUAAUUAUACAUUUCCCAGAGAGGUUUCCGGCAAUACCAUAUCAACGACUGUAGAUACCCAUGCUCCACGUGACCAUGCAUCACGUGACCAUGCACAACGUGAUCAUCACAGCCAGCGUGACCAUAUACCUGUGCCAACAGAUACGUAUAUGCGACGGACAACCCCUGUAUAA